This is a messenger RNA of Lepus europaeus (European hare), 1118 nucleotides long. It is a transcript of the gene RHO, whose product is annotated as rhodopsin. Gene Ontology annotation, biological process: G protein-coupled receptor signaling pathway; visual perception; phototransduction. NCBI's taxonomy places the organism in Eukaryota, Metazoa, Chordata, Mammalia, Lagomorpha, Leporidae. The record is from RefSeq and is a predicted model, not a curated record. The transcript has 5 exons. Gene Ontology annotation, cellular component: membrane; photoreceptor outer segment. Gene Ontology annotation, molecular function: G protein-coupled receptor activity. The coding region runs from base 1 to 1047 and encodes 348 amino acids.
AUGAACGGAACGGAGGGCCCGGACUUCUACAUACCCAUGUCCAACCAGACAGGCGUGGUGCGCAGCCCCUUCGAGUACCCGCAGUACUACCUGGCCGAGCCCUGGCAGUUCUCCAUGCUGGCCGCCUACAUGUUCCUGCUCAUCGUGCUCGGCUUCCCCAUCAACUUCCUCACGCUCUACGUCACCGUGCAGCACAAGAAGCUGCGCACGCCCCUCAACUACAUCCUGCUCAACCUGGCUGUGGCCGACCUCUUCAUGGUCCUCGGGGGCUUCACCACCACCCUGUACACCUCCCUGCAUGGCUACUUCGUCUUCGGGCCCACGGGAUGCAACGUGGAGGGCUUCUUUGCCACCCUGGGUGGUGAAAUUGCGCUGUGGUCCCUGGUGGUCCUGGCCAUCGAGCGGUACGUGGUGGUGUGCAAGCCCAUGAGCAACUUCCGCUUCGGCGAGAACCACGCCAUCAUGGGUGUUGCCUUCACCUGGAUCAUGGCCCUGGCCUGCGCUGCGCCGCCCCUCGUCGGCUGGUCCAGGUACAUCCCUGAGGGCAUGCAGUGCUCAUGUGGAAUCGACUACUACACGCUCAAGCCCGAGGUCAACAACGAGUCAUUCGUCAUCUAUAUGUUCGUGGUCCACUUCACCAUCCCUUUGAUCAUCAUCUUCUUCUGCUACGGGCAGCUCGUCUUUACUGUCAAGGAGGCAGCUGCCCAGCAGCAGGAGUCGGCCACCACGCAGAAGGCAGAGAAGGAAGUGACCCGCAUGGUCAUCAUCAUGGUCAUCGCCUUCCUGAUCUGCUGGGUGCCCUAUGCCAGCGUGGCGUUCUACAUCUUCACCCACCAGGGCUCUAACUUUGGGCCCAUCUUCAUGACCAUCCCGGCGUUCUUCGCCAAGAGCUCCUCCAUCUACAACCCCGUCAUCUACAUCAUGAUGAACAAGCAGUUCCGGAACUGCAUGCUCACCACCAUCUGCUGCGGCAAGAACCCACUGGGUGACGACGAGGCCUCUGCCACCGCGUCCAAGACGGAGACCAGCCAGGUGGCCCCGGCCUAAGCGCUGCCAGGGACUCCGUGGCCGACUGUAGGAGUCUCCCAUCCCUCACACCCCACCCCCAGCCACAGCCA